Acanthochromis polyacanthus (spiny chromis) is the source of this 1019-nucleotide messenger RNA. RefSeq names its product catechol O-methyltransferase domain-containing protein 1. NCBI's taxonomy places the organism in Eukaryota, Metazoa, Chordata, Actinopteri, Pomacentridae. Gene Ontology annotation, molecular function: O-methyltransferase activity; S-adenosylmethionine-dependent methyltransferase activity. The record is from RefSeq and is a predicted model, not a curated record. The coding region runs from base 70 to 840 and encodes 256 amino acids. The transcript has 7 exons.
GCUCCGUGAACGCGGAAGAGCUUCAGCUGCGCUCAUUUUAAUCGUGGGAUAUUAGUUGUCGUUGUAGUAAUGUCUUAUCGUAACGUUUCCAGAGAGGCACUGGUUGGCACCAUCACACUUGGGGCUGUAUUUGUCGCCGGCUAUUUGUUUGGGAGAAAGAAAUUGUGCAGGAUGAGCAUCUCCAAAAGUCACUGUGAGGCAAAAGACAACCCGCUGAUGCAGUAUGUUCUCAAUCACUCCAUGAGGGAGCAUCCAGUCCUGCAGAAGCUCAGACUGAGGACAAUGGAGGACUCCAUGAAUAUGAUGAUGGUUGCCUGUGAGCAGUCGCAGUUCAUGGCCAAUUUGACAAAACUAAUAAAAGCCAAGAAGGCAAUCGAGAUUGGAGUGUACACAGGUUACAACACCCUGAACAUAGCACUGGCAUUGCCUGAAGAUGGAGUUGUGAUAGCAUGUGAUGUCAGUGAAGAAUACACCAACAUUGGCAAACCGUUCUGGAAAGAGGCCGGAGUCGAGAAAAAAAUUGAUCUACGUCUUCAACCUGCAUUGAAAACUCUUGAUGAGCUCUUGUCUUCUGGCCAGGCUGAAACAUUCGACUUCGCCUUCAUUGAUGCAGACAAAGUUAACUAUGACAACUAUUACGAAAAGUGUCUGCUGCUGUUGAGAAAAGGAGGCCUCAUUGCAAUCGACAAUGUGCUGUGGGGUGGAAAGGUGCUGGAUCCGGCAGGCGAUGAAGAUACUGUGGCCAUCGACAAGCUGAACAAGAAGCUGCUUAGAGAUGCUCGAGUUACCCUGAGCAUGCUCACAGUGGGAGAUGGUCUCACCCUGGCUAUGAAACUAUAGGACACCGAGUGAAAACUACCAUUUACAGGCUUUCUAAGGCAACACUCGGAUACAGUGUUGUUGUAUAGUUAGCUAAAAUCUUAGAGGGAAUAUGUGAUUGUAGCUAAAACCUUGCUACCUGAACUCAUGUCACUCCAUGUUACAGUGAUUAAAAACAAUGUGUUUUUAUGUCAUUUAAA